Messenger RNA from Pogoniulus pusillus (Red-fronted tinkerbird), 3084 nucleotides. It is a transcript of the gene EOMES, whose product is annotated as eomesodermin. Lineage: Eukaryota; Metazoa; Chordata; Aves; Piciformes; Lybiidae. The transcript is spliced from 6 exons. The coding region runs from base 49 to 2034 and encodes 661 amino acids. Gene Ontology annotation, molecular function: RNA polymerase II cis-regulatory region sequence-specific DNA binding; DNA-binding transcription factor activity, RNA polymerase II-specific. Gene Ontology annotation, biological process: CD8-positive, alpha-beta T cell differentiation involved in immune response; regulation of transcription by RNA polymerase II; mesoderm formation. Gene Ontology annotation, cellular component: nucleus. The record is from RefSeq and is a predicted model, not a curated record.
UUCGGUAUCGGUUCGCGAGUUCUGUCCCGUCCCCUGCUCCUGCCGAGGAUGCAGCUGGGCGAGCCGCCGCUACUGCUGGCGGCUGCAGGGACCCUGCCGGCCCCUCCGUUCUACCCGCUGGAGGGCGGCGGCGGCGGGGCAGGGGCGGGAACUGGGGCGGUCGCUGGCGGCAGCUCUCGUGGGCCGCCCGGGCCGGGGUCGCCUCCGCGCCUUGACCUGGACAAGACGACCAAGAAGUUUGGAGCAGCCCCGGCCAUGCUGGGAGAAGCGGAGGCAGGCGAGCCGCCCUUCGCCGCUCCCAAGCCGGACGGCCGCAAGGCCACCCCCUGCGGCGAGGAGGAGCUGCCCCCGGCCGCCGCUGCCCGAUACUCCAUGGACAGCCUGAGUCCCGAGCGUUACUACCUGCAGUCCCCCGGGCCACCAGGAGCCGAGCUGGGGGGGCCGUGUGCCCUGUUCCCUUACCCGCCAGCCGCUCAACAUGGCACCGUCUACCAGACGCCCGGCGGCUCUCGCUAUCCCUACGGCUCAGUGCUGUCGCCGGGCAGCUUCACGGGCACCGUCUGUCCGCCCGGUAGCCGGCCGCAGUUCGGCGGCGGCAGCGGGUACCAGUACGGGCAGGCAGCGCCCGGAGGACCUCUCUACGGCCCGUAUUCGGCGGCGUCGGGCUCCUGCGGCGGGCUGGGGACGCUAGGGGUGCCUACCGCCGGCCCAGGGUUGAGGGCGCAGGUUUUUCUCUGCAACCGCCCGCUUUGGCUCAAGUUCCACCGACAUCAGACGGAGAUGAUCAUAACGAAGCAAGGCCGGAGGAUGUUUCCUUUCUUGAGCUUUAAUAUCACUGGCCUCAAUCCCACCGCCCACUACAAUGUCUUCGUGGAAGUGGUGUUGGCAGACCCCAACCACUGGCGUUUCCAAGGGGGCAAGUGGGUGACUUGCGGCAAGGCAGACAGCAACAUGCAAGGCAACAAGGUGUACGUCCAUCCCGAGUCGCCCAACACCGGGGCUCACUGGAUGAGGCAGGAAAUUUCUUUCGGGAAGCUGAAGCUAACGAAUAAUAAAGGUGCUAACAACAACAACGCGCAGAUGAUAGUACUGCAAUCUCUACAUAAAUACCAGCCCCGGCUUCACAUUGUGGAAGUGACUGAAGAUGGUGUUGAAGAUCUGAAUGAUUCCUCCAAGACCCAAACAUUUAUUUUCCCUGAAACGCAGUUCAUAGCAGUUACAGCAUAUCAAAACACUGAUAUUACUCAGCUGAAAAUCGACCAUAAUCCUUUUGCAAAAGGCUUCAGAGACAACUAUGACUCCAUGUACACAGCCUCAGAAAACGACAGAUUAACUCCAUCUCCCACGGAUUCUCCUCGAUCCCAUCAGAUAGUGCCUGGUGCCCGAUAUAGUGUGCAACCAUUCUUCCAAGAACAGUUUGUCAACAACCUGCCCCCAUCCAGAUUUUACAAUGGUGAGAGAACCGUCCCUCAGACAAAUGGCUUGCUCUCCCCACAGCAGAACGAAGAGGUGGCCAGCCCUCAGAGGUGGUUUGUAACACCUGUUCAGCAACCCAGUACCAACAAACUGGACAUGAACUCCUAUGAGUCUGAUUAUUCUCCCAGCACCUUGCUCCCUUAUGGCAUUAAAUCCCUCCCUCUUCAGACAUCCCAUGCUCUGGGAUACUACCCUGACCCAACAUUUCCAUCCAUGGCAGGCUGGGGCAGCAGGGCCUCUUACCAGCGAAAAAUGACAACAGGGUUACCUUGGACCUCCAGAACAAGCCCUCCAGGUUUCUCUGAAGACCAUCUUUCCAAGGAGAAGGUGAAAGAAGAGAUCGGUUCAUCCUGGAUAGAGACUCCACCCUCCAUAAAGUCUCUAGAUUCAAACGAUUCUGGUGUCUACACGGGUGCUUGUAAGAGAAGGCGGUUUUCCCCUAGCACUUCCAGCAAUGAAAAUUCUCCAACCAUGAAAUGUGAGGACAUUAAUGCUGAUGACUAUAGCAAAGACACUUCAAAAGGCAUGGGCUACUAUGCAUUCUAUACUAGCUCUUAAAGCAUACUUCUGUUCCAAUUGGCUUUUUAUUUCAGGGUGGCCUUGGGUUUUCUACAGUUGCCAAAAAGACUCUUACCUUCCACCUUGAAUUGUUGUGUGCAAUUCUAAAGAAGGUACCAAAGCUUUUUGACUGUUGCAGGUGACAAAGUAAGGAAAGAGGGAACUGCAGUAGAAUUCAUACCCUAUUUUAGAAGAAACUAUCCAUGGAAGCUAGAUGGAGCCUAGAUUUUUACCAUGUGGUUUAUUUACUGAAUGCAAGUGUGGUUUGUCUUGGCUCACAGGCCUGAUCAAAUGUAUGCACUUCUGGGCAAGGUAAUGAGCGGGGGAGGGGGAGGAAAGGAGGGAUAGGAUCCCAAACUUUCUUCCUUUCUGCUCCUCUAGUAAGAGGGCUGGAGUUUAGGGAGCUGCACAAAAAAAAGCUUUGCUUCACAUUGAGUUUUCUUCAACCUUUACCUGCAGCAUAGCUGGCUGAGUCGAGUAUCAUUCAGCUAAGGUUUUCCUUGGGAGAAGAUAGCCAAAAUAAAGUCUCUUCACCAGGCAGGUUUUUGACUUCAUGAUGGGAUUACAAUGACCAAAUCUUGACUUGUAUUAGUUUAGAAGGUGUAUUUAAAAAAACAACAAGCAAACAAAAACCCCACCUCCACCCCAAAAGCCUAACCUUUUUAUUCAGGUUUAUUCAACAAAGUGUACAGUUGUGUUUUUAUCUAGGCACACUAUAGAAUAUUGUGGAAUAAUGUAUAAUAGUUGUUCUAUAGCUGUUCAAUCGGAAGGACCUCUGGUAAUACUUUGAAGUUGAAAAGAUUUUUGUUUUUAAUCAAGCUCAGCAGAUGCAACACGUGAAAAACCUGAACAGAUUUGUAUUUGUGUAUGUAAAGUGACUUUUUCAGCUGCCCUGUACAAAACUGGAAGUGAUGUAACUUACCUACUCCUCUUGCCUCUACUUUCAGUCUUUUCAAUUGAUCAGCUCUAGAGCACUGGCACACAAACUUGACUCUGCUUUUCUUUUCUAUGUACAUAGUCAUUUUUAAUAAAUGUGGUGGUGGUGCCAGG